UACCGUCCGUCGAUCCUCGCCCGCUUCAGUACAAGCGACCACGUGACAACAGUUGCUGCCUUCGGCGCGAUUUUUUCAUUUCGAAAAACCUCUGUAAAACAUAACACAGCGAAGAUGGAGGAAUCAUUGGACGGUCGUGAAGCGGGUGCGGGUACUUCGGGCUUUGAUUCAGCGGCCAUUUUGAAUGAUGAUGUCUCACCCACCACAAGUUUCUGCUAUAACAUUCCGAACCUUUUCAAUGGGCUUGGUCCAGGCUCAGUUCUAUGUGAGCGACCAGAUACAGAAGUUGGAGAGACGUACACCUCUACGGAGGCUGCGGAGGACGCCGGUGAAAAUCAGCAAUACGAAGAAGAUGAAGAAUACUCUCCUAAUUCAAAUUCCAAAAGCGAUAUUCCGAAACGAAAACAACGAAGAUACAGGACAACCUUCUCCAACGUGCAACUAGAACAGCUAGAAGCAGCGUUCCACAAGACGCAUUAUCCGGACGUGUUCUUUAGAGAAGAGCUAGCAAUGAGAAUUGACCUUACCGAAGCCAGAGUUCAGGUAUGGUUUCAAAAUCGUCGUGCAAAAUGGCGAAAGCAACAGAAGGCUGGCUGUGAACCUUAUCCAUCACGGUCUACCAGAUCGCCCGAUCCUCGCUCACCUUCAGCUCUUGCGUUGGAGAUGAGAGACUUCAUCACUAUACCAGUUUCCUCAUCCCAGAUCAUCAGUUUAGCCGACACUUCAAACCAAAGUGGAUACGCACCAAAGUCAAAACAACCUGGUCCAGCCAUACACAUAUCGGCUUUACCAACUAGACAAAAUCCGCAAGUCGAUCUCCCUUCCUUUUCGAUACCACUACAAUACAAUUUAGGGUCCUUCAAGAAAUUAGGGGAAGAUGCACAGUUAGAUAUAGAAGCUUCCACAUCAGAAAAUGUUCCGCAGCACCAUUGGGAUGCGAGAAUGAUGCCAAACUUUAAUCUAAUGAACAUAAAACCGCUAUUAGACAAUCGGGAAUGUUUAGAUAUGUCUGAAGUUAAAUAUGAAGUUAAGAAUGAAAACAGGCCGUAUAGUGAAAUGCCUAGUUCCCUUCAAGCAUCUAUAGAACCAGAAGAUAUUUUAGGCAAAGAGGCUGUAAGCGAAGGACAAACUAUUUCCCCAGAUUUUGAGAUAGAACGAUAUCAAAAUUAUCAUAACGAAAAUGACAAGAGGUACAGAGACUCCAGUUUCGAUGAAUCCAUGAUAGAAGAUGGACGGAACGAUUUCGUAUGCGACAACGAUUUCCUUUGUAAGAACAAUUUUGAAAAAAUGGACGAUAAACGUAAUGACUUUGAAGAAUGCCAUUUGUUGGACACAGAUAAUAGCGUAGCUGUGAAUAUUAGUAAUUUUGAUAAUAAUCUUUAAUCAUAAGAAAUUCUAAUAUCCAAUUGUACUUAAUAUUUGAAAUAUGUAACCGAAGUUAUCCUCGAGGCAAGCGCGAUAUGUGUAUUUGUCUUAUCAAUGGUGAAAUAAAAGCGCAAACUUGUCAUAAAACACUCAAUCUUUAGAUUCAUGACUGGUCUCAGUUAAACUCCAAAUAAACCGCAAUACUAAUAAAUGCGGCAACUUUGAACUUAACCAAUCAACUGCUCACAAAGCCAAAUAUUACAGCUUAAUAAUGAAAGAAGAAAGAUUUUUUUGGUUGUUUGUACCCAAUAGGCUCCAAAAGUUCUGGACAGAUUUAAGCCAUUUCUUUGCAAAAAGAAAGCUAAACUAUCAAGAAGUAACAUAGG
This is a messenger RNA of Pararge aegeria (speckled wood butterfly), 1751 nucleotides long. RefSeq lists its product as uncharacterized. The record is from RefSeq and is a predicted model, not a curated record. Gene Ontology annotation, biological process: regulation of transcription by RNA polymerase II. NCBI's taxonomy places the organism in Eukaryota, Metazoa, Arthropoda, Insecta, Lepidoptera, Nymphalidae. Bases 115 to 1383 code for a protein of 422 amino acids. The transcript is spliced from 7 exons. Gene Ontology annotation, molecular function: RNA polymerase II transcription regulatory region sequence-specific DNA binding; DNA-binding transcription factor activity, RNA polymerase II-specific.